This is a messenger RNA of Bombus terrestris (buff-tailed bumblebee), 1834 nucleotides long. RefSeq names its product stromal cell-derived factor 2-like protein 1. Lineage: Eukaryota; Metazoa; Arthropoda; Insecta; Hymenoptera; Apidae. The record is from RefSeq and is a predicted model, not a curated record. The transcript is spliced from 4 exons. Bases 122 to 787 code for a protein of 221 amino acids.
ACACCCUUAUGGUCUAAGCAUACACCAAUAGGAAGUUAACACGAACAUAGAUGUACACGCGUGUAUUGAACUUUCGGUAUCUAUUUCUUUGCAGAUUGAGCACUUCAUUAUUGUUUUAAAAAUGAAAGAAAAUUUCAUUUAUUUCUCAUUUGUAAUUUCAUUUGUGAUAGUUAUACUCUGGACAAGUUCUGUAAAAGCUAAAGGAACACAAUAUGUGACAUGUGGUUCUACUUUAAAAUUAAUGAAUGUGGAUUAUAAAGUAAGAUUACAUUCUCACGACAUAAAGUAUGGAAGUGGAAGUGGUCAACAAUCAGUAACAGGAACUUCAGCAAAAGAAGAUGGAAAUUCUUAUUGGCUUGUAAAAGCAGGAACAAAGAAACAGUGUACAAGAGGAACGCCGAUCAAAUGUGGAGAUAUUAUAAGACUAGAACAUAUAGCAACAAAAAAGAAUCUUCAUUCACAUCGUGUUAGUUCACCACUUAGUGGUAAACAAGAAAUAUCUGCUUAUGGUGACAACAAGGGAGAAGGUGACAAUGGCGACAAUUGGCUUUUAGUAUGUCAGAUUGAAUUUUGGAAGAGAGAUGAACCUGUUAUGUUAAAUCAUGUAGAUACAGAUACAUACUUAGCAUUAAGUGGAAGAAUUUAUGGUAAUCCUAUUAAUGGUCAGACUGAAGUAGUGGGUGAAUAUUCUGCUAGGUCUCCUCAUGUUGAAUGGGUAACAACAGAAGGAGUAUUUAUUCACCCUAAUGACUUUAAAGCUCAACACCAUACACAUACAGAAUUAUAAAGCAAAUUCUUUAGUUAGAUACAACAUUUUUUAUGGCAAUAGUCUUAUAAAAAAAUAAUUCAAUAUAAACUGAAAUUAUGUAAAAAGAUCAGUAUCUGAUUACUCUGCAUUUCUAUAGAGAAAAAUUCUUCUUAAUAGUAUAAAAAUAAUUUAUAUGAUCUUAUAUAAUAUAUAAGAAGAUAAUUCCAUUAUUAAUAAUUUUCAAAAAAAAUUGUAUAUUGCCAAAAAAUUACUGUUACCUAUUUUUAUGAUCUAGAAAACAGCCAAAUAAAAUGAAUAAUUCUGAUUGCUUUUGUUAUGAUCUUUAUUGUAUGUGUGAAUGUAAUAACAAAAAAUUAUUUCAUGAUACUGUAUUUAUGAAAAUUUAUAUGAAGAGUGCAGUAUGAUUUGUGCAAAUGUAUAAAUGUGUAAAUGUAUUAAAUAGAUGUGAUAUUUAUUACAAUAUAAUACAAUUUACAGUAAAUAAGAAACGUGUAUUUCAUUGUAUGUAUACACAUUCAUGAAAAGAUGUAUAAACAUAUUUUAAUAAUUAGUUUUUGUAAUAAGUGUUUCCAUUUUGCAUUAUAUUUGCUUUAAUUCAUAUCUCCCAUUAAGGUCUCUAGUCCCUAUAAGACCGUUAUAUGGGAAAAUAAUAUUUGAAAGACCAUAAUUUCCAAAAAUUUCUCUUAAAGUUUGUUUUCCUGAUAUAUUUGCAUACCGUUGUUUACCUGACAUACAACUAUGCAAUUUCCAUGUUGCAUAUACCAAACAAAUACACAAGAUAGAGACUAAUAUGUCAAACAUUAUUACAAGUAGUAUGUAAGUACUUUCUCUAGAAUGCAAUAAUCUAACAAGAGCAAUAGGAAAACAGAAAUUCAAAAAUAUAUUGAAGGAAUCCGUAUCUGUUCUUAUUACACGAUUAAUAUUGUCAUAUAAGUAUGGCCCAAGAGUACACAAUGAAUAUAUACAUGUCAGAGAUGUAUAAAAACAAAAUAGAAUAAAAUUACCUAUAUUUUGUCUUAAUAUACAGGCACCCAAGAAAAAACAAUGAUGAUCACGAAAAUGGAA